GCCGACCCAUUCACAAACGGUAUCAUUCCACUCGGUGGAGCUGCUAUGGGACGAAGACUAAUCUGUAUUAGUGAUUAAUAUGGAUUACUUUGCUGUUAUCCUUGUUGUUGCUGUUGUUGUUUCUGGAGGACAAGCAGGAACCAUCAAGAGAAACCAUGGCAACCAAGAACAGAUCUGUGCAACGACCUGCUUAGGAACUCGAAAAUUCAAUUAUGAAGUUGGUUCUUCCUAUGAAUAUGAUUACAAGGCACAAACCACGACAAAGAUGAAUGGAGCGUCCCAUGGAGGGGCCAGCUUUUCGUUGAAUGCCAGAGUCGUAUUUGAACCUGUGACAAAAUGUGACAUGGUCAUGACGCUCAAUAAUGUCCAGGUCACCAACAUGGACUAUGCUCCUGAAGGUCAACAGUUCAGCGACGCCCUCAUGAAGCAGGGAUUGAGGUUCUCGUUCCAGGACGGCAAGAUCGAAGAAGUUUGUCCGAUGUCAGAGGAAUCAACAUGGGUCCUUAACAUCAAACGUGGUAUUCUGUCAGCUUUCCAAAACUCCAUGGACGAUCUGGACAGAGAUGUCAACGUAACAGAGACCGAUGUUGUGGGCAAGUGUUUGACCGAGUACAAGGUGCAGGACACCUACAGGCGUACUAAGACCAUCCAUAAGAGCAAAGACCUCCUCAGUUGCAGUGACCGAGAGUACUACCGCAUUGCCAUGAAUUCAGUCAAAUACAAUGUCCACUCUAAAGUACGAUCCAUGCCUCUAAUGAAGAGCUACCACAAUUGCGUCCAGACACUGGACAUGCACGACAAUAUUCUGACCAAGAGCGAAUGUACUGAGGAAAAUAUAUUCAGGCCAUUCUCGAAUGGCAAGAGCGGUGCCAUGACAGAACAGACGCAGAAGUUGACUUUUAGAGAAAAGAGUUCGUCAAAUUAUCGACAGACAGAACGGUUCAGCCACAGAAGUGAUUUACUGUUCGACCACAAAGAGACGAUGUAUUCAGACCAACUCCCCACACAAGAGAUUCUGAGUGUCUUUGAGGAACUCUGCGACAAAAUGAGUGAAGACAUAAGGCCCGAACUGCCGAAAAUGCUCAACAACUUGAUCGACCUCAUGAAAAGUGUUGAUUAUGCGACUCUUCGCAGAAUUUACAGUGACAUUUCAAGAGAAGGUUUCUGUCGGAAAAAUUCAGACCGCACCAAGAGAUAUUUCCGUGACUCUCUACCAAUGUUAGGAACUGUGGCAUCCGUGAAGAUGUUCCAAUAUCUGACUUCAAUAAAUCAAUUCGAAGACGAAGACAUAGUUAUAUUUCUAGCAGUCCUCUCGGUCACCCAGAACCCAUCGAAGGAAAUGGUCGAAGCAGUCACUCCCCUCUUGGAUAACAAGAAAAUAUCUCACAAAGUCAUGCUGUCCAUUUCAUCUAUGGCUGCCAGCUAUUGUAACAAGAAUCCAAAAUGUGCUGAAGAUUUCGAAAUUGGUGCUCUUAUCCAGAAAUACAUGUCGUUUGUUGGUGAUUGUGACAAAGAUGCUAAUCCGCAUGUAAUCCAGGCUCUUCGGUCUCUUGGUAAUAUUGGUUUUUCAAGUAAGGCUGAACGCACAUUGUCCAAAUGUGUGACAACAACCAGCUUUCCAAUGGAAGUUAGAGUGUCAGCCAUCGAUGCCUUCCGUCGUAUACCUUGUGAUGCAAGGCGCUCUGCCCUGAUGGAAGUCUUUGUCAACACUGAGGAAGACUCUGAACUCCGUAUCAACGCUUAUCUUGGCCUCAUGAAAUGUCCAAGCCGAAUGCUUCUCAGACAAAUACAUGAAAUGCUGGUGAUAGGGAAUUCAAACCAAGUUGGAUCAUUCAUUUGGUCACAUUUAAAAAACUUGAGACAAACUUCUGACCCGCAUUUGCAGCAUAUCCGAUCAUUCCUCGAAUCAGAAGGGGUAGUUAAACAGUUUAAUCUUGACAAACGCAAGUUCUCCCGCAACUACGGAGGAUCGUUCUUCUCCAAAGACAUGAAUGCCGGAGCUAAAUUGGACAGUAACGUCAUCUUUUCCCCCAAAUCUUUUAUCCCGCGUUCGGCUAAUCUCAAUUUGACUCUUGACCUCUUUGGGCAUGCCAUCAACAUUCUUGAAGUCGGUGGACGUUUAGAAGGCUUUGAAAGAGACAUGGAACACAUGUGGUCAUCUCAUCGCAUGACAAAUGCGGAACCUUACCGAAAUGGCAAGUCCCACAUGUACCUGAGAUUUUUCGGCAAUGAGAUUUUCUAUGGAGAUACCAGACGCUCGUUUUUAUUCUUCAGAUGGCCUUACUUCUUAACUCUCUUCAAGACAAUGCAAAUCGUUAACAGUCAGGUGAAAUAUCCGACAGCCAUUGGUUUCCCUCUUGAGAUGAAUGUCAAAGCCACUGCUGCAAUCAAUAAUAAUGAUCAGACAAAAUGGAAGCAGAACGGUCUCGAUUUAGCAAUUAAAUUUAGUGCUGUCAUUGAAGUGACCGGAGAUAUGACAGUUGAUGCUCACCUCACAAGAAUGGGCCUGAAGAUGGUAAAUAUGGCCCAUACAAGCACUGGCGUGGAAUUCAGAUCAGACUAUAAAGAAAUCACAGUAAAAUUCCCAAAGGAUAUCAUAGAAUAUGCGAAUAUAAAGACCGAUUUCUACACAGUGACAGGAGAAAAUGAGAUAAAACUUGAAUUAAUAACAGACAACGUCCAGAAGUCAAAGGUGUGCACUGACAAAAGUGUGGAACAUCUUCUGGGCCUGAAGUUUUGUCAGGAGAUCCGAUACACCAAUGCUUCGCAGCUGAAAGAUGCACCGUACUUUCCGUUCACGGGACCAGCUCAUUACAGUUACUAUAUGGAGAAUGUCGAUGUGCCGAAAGGCUAUAAUCUUACAAUACUCCAGGAUUAUCCAAACCACACUGUUCAGUUUGAGACUGAGGGAUCGAAUUCACCCAGGAGACUCAUCGUCACAGGAGCAAAAAACAGAUGUACCUUCUAUGCGGAAACUCCUUGGCGGAAUAUGAAAUUUAGGGCAUAUAUCACUGGGAAAUCCAGAAACCUAACCAGUAGAGUAACCCUCAAUCUUGAUAAGCGCUUGGAGUACAACUUUGACCACAAUUGGCUGGUUGAGUAUUUUCCACAAGGGUUCAAAUGGACAAACAACCUCAGGGCAAAGGGCCCAGAACAUAGUGGAGAGCUGAAGUCAUCGCUGGAGGUCACGGCUGGAGAGCGAGUGGACGUGGAAGCGAGUGCGACCAGCUCGAAAUUCAAACCAAUAGUAGCAUCAUUGAAUCUUCGAAACGAUAAAAAGAGUAUAGAUGCCACUGGCAUGUUCAAAAACGGCCCAGGGGAAUACACUCUCAGUUUGAAUAUAUCAAAGGAAGUAAAACACAAUGCCCAUCACUUUCAACCAAAAUUGAAGAUCACAGCACUGAAAAAGCUCGUCAUGGACGUCGAUUCGCAACUAGUCGUUUCUCAAAAGGGAAAAAUAUCGUUGGUUUUCAAACUGUAUAAAAUGAAAAUGAAACCAUUUGUCAUAAGUAAACCUGUCCUUUUGAACGUUGCAAUGAGCCGAUCCAACCGUGGACGUCAAGGAGGAUUUGAUGGGAAGAUUGGUUACAAGUCUGGAAUUGGUAAUGCUCGGAUGGUCUUUAAACUAGGAAGACUGAGUCGCGUGGUUUUGCUGUACAACUUUGGAUCCAGACACAAUGACCACAUUGUCGUCUCAUCCAAAGGACAGGAACAACGCCUCAAGAACUCUGUAACCUACAUAUACAGCAUAGACGUGACCAGUAAGAAACGGCCAGUCCUGAACUUCAAUGUCAAAGGUCGUACCGUGAAGGGCAUCGGAAAACUAUCAACUUCUUUCGUCGCUGUUUACACAAAUCCGUCUUCCAGAGAGAAGCGGGGCAACAACUUGAAGUUCAACACCCUCCUCACUUAUGCUUCAGCAGGAGUCACCCGUAAAUACGAUUAUAUACUCAGUGUGGUUGACUCAAAGAAGGAUAUUAAUUUCCAAGUGAAGUCCAAACAUUCUCACAUCCAUUCAUGGCCACCGAAGAAAAUUGAAAAUAAUUUUAUGAUACAAGUCUCUCCGAGAUCUGUGAUCAAAACUGAAAUGUACGUCAGCAACAUCAUGACUAAAGGACGAAGGAAUUCCAUUGCCAAACUUUCCUACGAUUACAAUGGAGAAAGAAUGGAAUUAAACGAGGAGUUAAACCAAAUAAGCGGUAACGCUUAUAAAAACAAAAUAUACGUACAAUGGGCGACGGGACGUAUGGUGACACUAAAAACAUCGUUGAAGAAUAACCCCAAAGUUAUGUUUGUUGAAAACACCCUCGGGUUACCAAAUCAACGAGAAGCCAAACUGACCACCACUGUGAAUAAGGCGCACCGGGACUACGGAGCGACGAUUGAAUUUCAUGCUGAUAAAGAAAUCAUCCCUACAAAAGAAGACAUCGACUGGAAAGCUGUGUCGACUAUUAAAUAUAACAUAAAGAGAUAUGAAGCGUCUAUGGAUACGACUUUGUUGUUAGAAUGGGCUUCUGACAAAAGAAUACGUGCCGCCGUAUCGUUUGACGGCGCGGACCGGGGCAAGUCGACUGCAAAGAUUAGUAUAACGACUCCAUUUAAAGUUAUUCAGAGCUACAGUGAAUCACUGGAAUAUGAAGUAAGUAAUAGAAAAUAUACGUAUUCAGCAAAUACCAAGUGGAAGUCAUACAACAAGGAGAACAAAUGGACAGAAAAGUUAAUAUUAAAUUACGAUAACAACGAAUAUUACUACAAAUAUCGUCAAGACUAUGGCAAUAAGAUAACUGAAGUUGAAACAUCUUGGAAUUUCAAAGACUACCAGAAGAGUAUGAUAUUUCUGCUGAAGUACGAUAACCGACCAUUCAUUGAUAUGAAGGUGACACAUAGCAAGGACAGACAGCAAAUGAACCUCGAUAGUUCUUUUGCUUUUGAUAUGUUUGACAAAGGUGGAAAGUUCACGACUGCAUUUCACAGUGAUUACAGGGAAACGACAUUGAGCGGAGAUUUUGAACACGAAUAUCCUAACUAUUAUAACGAACGCGUCCAGGUUGGAGGGUCGUACAAAAUGAAACAUAACAAUGACGUAUCUUCAGUGCUUCUUCAGUACACGAAUGUCAACUCCCAAAAGAGUAAAAUAUCUGUAGAACUCAAUAAGGAUUUACCGAGGAAUCUGAAGGGCAAGGUAUAUAUUCUACAUGAUGACAGACAGCUGCUGAAAAUGGAUGCUGACUACACAAGAACAAACGACAACUUUGACAUGAACGUCGAUUUGACUGGUUCAAAUUCUAAAAAGAUGACUGCCUCUGCUAAUGUCAAUUUAUCCGGUCGAAGGAAGACAUCUCAUGCUGAAAUUAGAACCGAUUCGAUGGAUGUUUCAGUCGAUGGGGCCAUUGAAUAUCAUACUGACCAUAUGGAUGGCGAAAUUCGUAUAGGGUCCGGAGGAAAAGAUCUUUUAUUAUCCGGCAACUAUAAACGAGAUUCUCCCAACCACAAGGUAAGCGUUAAUUUGGGUCUUCCUAACAGCAAGCACAUAAAAGCCAUCGCUACUUUCAAGGAUGGAGCCCAAAAAACACUUUCUUUCAAUGUGGAUAGUCCUGAUUUUCCUUCCCUUACGAAAAUACAAACCGAUAUUUCCUAUCUCUCUGACUAUAAAGGAAUUACAAUAAGUUCCUCAGGCGCAGUAAUGCCGUAUUUAGAAAAGUCUCACUUUCACUUGUAUCUUCCAAAGACAUUAUUGUACGGUAGCUGGACAGAUCCCCGGAACGAUUUCAGCUUGGAACUUUCAUUGAAAUCUACUCCCCGUUUCAACUCUGAUUUCUUAUUUCAUUACGACCACAUGUCAAAAGUUCAGUGGGAAAUGUCUGUUGCAGAUUUCAAUGGCGAGUUACUACUGUCUUCAGACAAAUCACUGCUGAAAGGUAAAUUCCAGAAUGCUGUUGAUCUGAGCAUUUCUUAUCAACCACGUGAAAUAGAUGCAAAGCUCAAUUUGAAGACUCGCCGUGCAAAGGUGAAUAUUGAGAUCGAGCCGAAGAAAAAUAAUUAUAAAGCUGAUUUAACAUUCAUGCACAAGCGGAAAGAGGUGUCUAUUGGAGGAUCGUAUGAAGUUGCCGGUCGGAAACAGAUUAUUAAGGCAAACCUGAAGACUCCUUCAUUUGAGGAAAAUCUGUUUAUUACUGUCUCUGGCAAACAAAGGAAGUUCAAAGUCAUGGCCAAGCUACAGCAAAACAACAUCGCAUUGGAACUGUCAGCAUCUAACAAUGGUAAAUCUGUGGACAUGAACCUGUUUUUCCCGAAAGGGAAAGCAAGACUAAAUUUCGAAGGUGAAUUGCAAAGGUUUAAGGCUUUCACCAGCGUAACUAUUGACAACAAAGAGUACAAGUUCGACCUUUCCAAUCAGAACAAUCUGGAAGGUGUUUUAGCUGAAAUUACAACACCACAAUUUGGAACUACUGAAUUAAGGUUUGAUUUCAACGCAGAGAAACCACGGUUAAAAGCUAGUAUUACGCUUCCAAAUCAACAUUACGGAAUCACUGCUUAUCCGAACAGAAACGGUUUCAUUACUGAAUUUGACUUGCAUUUCGAUCGUGUUCAAAAACAUAAACAGCUUAAACUUAUGAUGUCAUAUGUAAAUGUAGACGACAGGCGAACAUUCUUCAGACAGAUGAGUGUAAAACUUAGCGAUGAAUACACCACUUACACUGCAAACCUUCAUCUGAAGGCAACAUAUGGUUUAUAUUUAGUAAUGAGCGAAUUUUCAUGGGGAGACAGGGAAGACCAGAAAGUUGGUGCGGAACUUCAGAUAAAGCAUUCCGACAAAAAAGAAGUUUUACUGAUUCUGACGACGCCCAGACGGAACAGCAAGGUGGCAGCCAGCUUAGAAUAUAGACAGAACCAACACACGGCCAUGUUCACCGUAGUGCCUGAUACUAGUAAAGGAAAUGAGAAGUUUGAACUCGUUGCCUUCAUCUCCGGAGGUCAUAACAGAAUGCACAUGGACAUGACCAUCAGAUUGCCCAAACACAGGAACGACUGGCGGAUAAAAAGCACAUUCAGUGGACUCGACCGAAACACUUUGUUCCGCUGGAAAACUGAGUUUAGCUUCGAUGAAGAUCGCAGCAACACCGUUAACUUUGAAUUAACGAGUUACUUCAUUAAAGGAAACAACACUUUGGAAUUUGCCGUUACACAUCCUUACUCCAAUCUGGACUUGAAACUAGCGGCCUUCACCAGUGAAAGUCCAGGGAUAAAUUUGGUUGGAAUGCGUAUGAACUAUCAGAGUAAUAGGUAUGCAAAGCAGGAGUAUUUGAUGUGGGCUACAAAGGACAGAGCACGAAGGGAGGUCAAACUGAGGUUUGAAAAGCCAGAUCUGCAGAUGGAAUAUACAGGGCGUUUGAAUUUACAACAGAAAUUCAUUAGUGUUGAAUUAGACAAGGAGAGAAAUGGCAAAAGAGAAAUGAUUCUGUCAGCCACUGGCAAGAGAUAUAACAAUGAAAUGUCCAUGAACAUCGCGUAUAACACAGAAGACCCUAACAAGAAAGUCGAAUUUGACGCCAAACUGAAGGACGAGAAAUUCAUGUUACAGAUUUAUCGUAUGGGAACAGCUUACUGGAACAGAGGAAACGAUUUCUCACUCACCAUUGAAAAGAGGCCCAUGUCUGUGGUGUUUUUCAGUUUCUUGUGGAACCCUUCGGUCACGACUGACAUCAAAGAAUACAUCACAUCGCAAAUGCGUACAUUUGGACAGAAAGUUCAAGAUAGAACUGAAAGAGCUGUCGAGAAAAUAAACCAGGAAUUUGUCAAAGUUAUGGACGUGCUCUCGGAAGAUUUCGAACCUGUUAUUGAGUAUUUCGGUAACGAACUGAUAGACAUUAAAUCACAAGCUUACGCCUACCUGAGAAAAGUCACAGAAUCUAAAUACUACAAAGUCGCCCGCACCUAUGCCAGACUUGCCUGGGAUGAAUUCUGGGAUUUGUAUGAAGUUGCUGUGAAGGAACUUGAGAAAGAGAUGGAAUACUGGCAGCAAGUUGUAUCUCAUUGGAUGGUGAAACUUCAAGUAAUAGUGGACAGUUACAUUGAAGAGGCCGAAGAAAUCUACUCUAUAUUCGAGCAAUACUUGAUCGAUAUAGGUGAUCUGAUCGAGGAAUACUACAACCUUGCCAUCGAUUACCUCUCCUUUCUGCAAGACGGCAUCAACUUACAUAUCGGUGAAUUCUUCACCAUUAUAAGAGACUAUGUAUAUGAAAUCUCUGAAUCUCUCGACAAUGCUUUCUACAAAAUGUCGCAUGUAUUUUCCUCGGAUGACCAAAGCACAGUUUACAGGUUACUGAAGUUUCCCAAGGAUGCCUUCAAAGAGUUGCUAUGGGCCCUGGAAUACUGGAGACCAUCCAAAAUUCUAAUAUCAUUCAACAACAUGAUUUUCGACUACUUGAGAUAUAAAAUAAACUACAUCAAAGACUCAUUUAUUCAGCCGAGUCUCAGCUACAUGGAAUUUGAUCCGACCAAAGGAGUUUUCAUGGCACUCAUAGAUGACAGACCAGCAAAGUUACUCAAAAAGAUUUCAGAAUAUUCUUCAAGGGCCCUAUGGAAUAUGAUCCUUCUAAGGGACAGUGGAUUUGUGUACACCAGUGACUGGGGUUUUUUCGAUACUUAUUACGACAUAAAACCAAGUUCCGAUGUUAAUAACUGGUUGCCGCCUUUCAAAGCCCAAGCCAGCUUCUUCAAAGACAGACAUGUAACCACAUUCGACGGAUACUAUUAUAAUUUCCAAGGAUCUUGUGGUUAUACGUUGGCAGAGGUGAAAAAGAACUUCAAGGUGGUCGCCAAGUUUGAUGAGUAUCAGAAAAAUAUGACAUACAUAACGAUCACAGACUCACAGUCAAAUGUUUAUACUAUUUACUCCGAUGGCAAGGUCACUGCUGCAGGCUCUGUUGUUCGGCUGCCGUUCAAUAAAUAUUACACACAAAUUUACCGAGAAGGAGACACUUAUAUCCUUGAAAACAAACGAGGCUACAACAUCAGGUUCAACCCUAGGAUUGAACUCGUCACCCUCGAGGUCAGUGGGUGGUUCUUCAGUCGAGUCAGAGGUUUGUUCGGUUCAUACAACAACGAACAAUUCGAUGACAUGGUUCCGAAUAAUAUGCGGCAUAGAGGUGGCCUGGGAGAAUUUGUCAAUUCUUGGACAGAGGAAAGAGACUGCAGAUACAGAGAUGUUGCAAUUCCUCACAGGGUGAAGGACAACUUCCUUUGUUCGGAAAUAUUCUUGGAAUCUCUUUCACCGUUCCGACAUUGCUUUAAACAGGUGUCAUCAGAGCCUUUCUACCACAUGUGUGCCUUAGAAGUGGACGAGCGGUCACCCGUCAACACCGUUUGCAAUGUUUCAAUGUAUUACAUUGACCAAUGUUCCUAUAAAAAUGUUCCGGUCACACUGCCAAAAAUGUGUUAUGGUGGAAGUUAUUAAUCUGAAUUUGGACUUUCCUCAAGAGAGAAGAUGAACAUCAAUUUUUUCCAAAUAAAAAACGAUUAGAAACAAAUUUUAAUAAAAGUUCCAAUGAAACUCCA
Molecule: messenger RNA, 9558 nt
Organism: Octopus sinensis (East Asian common octopus)
Lineage: Eukaryota; Metazoa; Mollusca; Cephalopoda; Octopoda; Octopodidae
Exons: 30
Coding region: 80-9457 (3125 amino acids)
Biological process (GO): lipid transport
Molecular function (GO): lipid carrier activity
Source: RefSeq, a predicted model, not a curated record